Protopterus annectens (West African lungfish) is the source of this 1601-nucleotide messenger RNA. It is a transcript of the gene GGACT, whose product is annotated as gamma-glutamylamine cyclotransferase. Lineage: Eukaryota; Metazoa; Chordata; Ceratodontiformes; Protopteridae. Bases 286 to 762 code for a protein of 158 amino acids. The transcript has 2 exons. Gene Ontology annotation, molecular function: gamma-glutamylaminecyclotransferase activity. The record is from RefSeq and is a predicted model, not a curated record.
UGCACGACAGUUAUUUUGCGUAACUUGGACUUUGACAUUUAUUUGCACUGUGUGGGAAAGAACUGCAGUAACUAGGUUUGCAACGAUCUUUCAAAUAUUUACUGCCACUAACCGGUCAGAGACGAGCCUCUUCCGGUAGACACUUGUCACAAAGCAGAACAAGUAAUGCAAGACGGGACGCCAACGCUUUGCAGGAUGUUACCGAGUAUUUUUUUAAUUAAUACGGAAGUGUAAGACUUCACGUUUUGUGUGUGUGUAUAUAUUUUUGCAGUGCAUUAUUUAAAUAUGGAUAUUAGGAGCAUGACCUACAUUUUCAUAUAUGGCACCCUUAAGAAAGGCCAGCCUAACUAUUAUCGAAUGACAGAUGGAUCCAAAGGGAAAGCAGAAUACUGUGGCAAGGGAUACACACUGGAGAAAUACCCACUUGUAAUUGCAGGAGAAUAUAACAUUCCCUUUCUACUGAACGUCCCAGGAUUAGGACAUCACAUUACUGGAGAAAUCUAUUCCGUUAACAGUCAGAUGUUGCAGUACCUUGAUGAGUUUGAAGGUUGCCCAGACUGGUAUCAGCGUACUCCUGUGAGAAUCACUGUAGUAGAAUGGGAAGGUAAAAACAAUCCACCUGAAGGGAGUCCAGCUGUUAACAGCAUUCAGGAAUGUUUUGUGUACUGCACUACCACCUACCAACCAGAAUGGAUGAAGUCACCUUUUUAUGACAAUUAUGAUUCCUACGGGGAUCAUGGCUUACAAUAUGUAGUACAUUAAGGAAGCAAUAAACAAUAGAGGUCUGACCAUUUCAUCACAUAGAAACAGAUAAAACAGAUUUUAAUUAUCCUUCUGUCUUGUACCCUUUGAAUUAUAUUAACAGAUACAUUUUUGGUUGUACAGAGAUAAAGUCAUUAAUUAUGUAUGGCUUUUUAACAAAAUGGAACAACUGUCUGCAUAUAAUAAAUUAAAUGUAGCCUUUCAUAUCCUAAACAGUAUCUCUCUGUACAGCUGAAGGUUGAUUAUUUAGAUUAUUUUAUUUUUAAUCACAGUAAAUACUGUAAUUUAUGUUACAUAGCUUAGAUGCACCUUUCUGCAUGUCCUUACUCCCCACGUAUAUAAAUUGGUAUGAAUAUUACUAGUACUUUAAUAAUGUUCUUCUCUGUUAUAUGUUAUCCCUUACUGUUUAACAUAUCCCCCACUGUGUUGCUAGUAAGGUAUGCAGAACACCACUUCUGUCCCAUAAUUGUUCACUCAUGAAAAAUAUGCAUUUCAAGUACUUAAUAGCAAUGAACGUAAGUAAUCUACUAAACAUUAGAGAGUAAAAUAAGACUGCUACUUCUGUAUUGUAGUUUCUGGGAAAAUACUAAAAUUGAAAAUCUGCAACCUCCUUCCUGCAGCAAUGCAAAAUAGAGUGUUACUUCAGUUUCUGUGUAUUUUGCAAGGCAUCAUAUGCACAUGUAUAAAUGGGCUGUCACAUUUACAGCUGCCACCUUAUCAAAUGCCCAAAGUGGGACUUUUUUUUGGAAACAUGAGAUUUUGCUGGACAAAACAUAUCCAGGGCCAGUGUAAAGGAUAGAGCUUCACUUUUUUUGCCAAAAUAAAAGCUUAUAUUUGUA